ACAACCCAUAUGAGUGCAGGACCAUUCUGAAUGCAAGAUUCCAGUAACAAAGGACUCCUGCAGCUGGAGGAAAGCAGAACUGAAGUGGGUAGUACUGGAUAGGAAUUACAUCUACAGUCAGAAGCAGCAGCAUUUCAAAACACUGCCAUAGAAAAGGCGAAGAUCAGGAGAUUAACAACGAUUAACAAAUAGCUGUUGAAGUAACUGCAAAGGAUGAUGAAGGCCACCCUCACCACCUUGGUGGUUGCUGUGUUUUACCCUGCUGUUCACAACGUGGUCCAGCCUGACCGCUGUGAUGAUGAGCCCCAGACAACUCACCUCCAGGAGCAGCAUUCCCAUGAGGGAGAUCCUCUUGGGUUCUGCCAACGGAUAGUCCCCAGCAACACGGACUUUGCCUUCAGGUUUUACAGGCAAGCGUCUGCCCAGGCACCUGGCAAGAACAUUUUCUUCUCCCCAGUCAGUGUGUCUGCUGCCUUUGCCCUGCUGGCCCUGGGCUCCAGAGCUGCAAGCCGGGUUCAGGUGCUGGAGGGGCUGGCCUUUAAUCUCACCAGCACACGGGAGGAGGAGAUACAUGAUGGCUUUCGUCAUCUCCUCUUCUUACUGAACCGUCCUGGCAGCCAGGUGCAGCUGAGCAUGGGGAACACCCUGUUCAUGGAUGAACACUUGAAGCCACUAAAAACAUUUCUGAAGGACAUCCAAAAAACGUACAAGGGAAAAAUUAUUUCUAGUAACUUCCAGAAUUCAACUGAAGCUAAAAAAGUGAUUAAUGAUCACAUAAAGAACCAAACCCAUGGAAAGAUAAAUCAAAUACUUACAGACCUUGAUCCAAACUCUCUAAUGGUACUUGUUAACUAUAUUUAUUUCAAAGCCUAUUGGGAAAAUCCUUUCAAUGUGAAGGGGACUCGUAAGGAUUAUUUCUAUGUGAAUGCAAAAACCUCAGUUGAAGUGAAGAUGAUGACUCGAGAUAGCUUUUAUAAAACAUACUCUGACAAGACACUGUCUUGCAAGGUGGUGCAGAUUCCUUACAAGGGAGAUGUUGCAGCGUUGUUUGUCCUGCCCAAUGAAGGAAAAAUGAAAUUGUUGGAGAAUGCCUUGACAAAAGAAACUGUGUCUAAAUGGGAAAAACUACUUGAAAGACGGAGGAUAGAAGUGUAUAUUCCAAAGCUAUCUAUUUCUGGCACCUAUGACUUAAAGAAAAUGUUCAUGAAUCUGGGUGUAACAGAUGUGUUUUCUGACUGGGCUGAUCUGUCUGGAAUCACAGGAAAGCCUGAUCUGAAGGUUUCAAGAGCUACACACAAGUCCCUGCUGACUAUUCAUGAAAAUGGCACAGAGGCUGCAGCAGUCACUGGCACAGACUUGGCUCCUCAUUCUGUUCCUCCUGUUGUAAAAUUUAAUCGUCCAUUUUUGUUGUUGAUUGUUGAUCAAUAUACUCAAAGCAUCCUCUUCAUAGGAAAAAUUGUAAACCCGAAUGAAAAAUGACUGGUCCAUGGCAUGACUCAUUGAUUUCAAUUGCAUUCUUGAUGCAUUUGUAGUCUGUAAUUAAAACCAUAUCAAAGCC
Cygnus atratus (black swan) is the source of this 1558-nucleotide messenger RNA. RefSeq names its product alpha-1-antitrypsin-like. Gene Ontology annotation, biological process: negative regulation of endopeptidase activity. Bases 214 to 1479 code for a protein of 421 amino acids. The record is from RefSeq and is a predicted model, not a curated record. Gene Ontology annotation, molecular function: serine-type endopeptidase inhibitor activity. The transcript has 6 exons. Lineage: Eukaryota; Metazoa; Chordata; Aves; Anseriformes; Anatidae.